Messenger RNA from Penaeus chinensis, 6528 nucleotides. RefSeq names its product probable cation-transporting ATPase 13A4. Lineage: Eukaryota; Metazoa; Arthropoda; Malacostraca; Decapoda; Penaeidae. Gene Ontology annotation, cellular component: membrane. Gene Ontology annotation, molecular function: P-type transmembrane transporter activity; ATP binding; ATP hydrolysis activity. The record is from RefSeq and is a predicted model, not a curated record. Gene Ontology annotation, biological process: intracellular calcium ion homeostasis; polyamine transmembrane transport. The coding region runs from base 848 to 5254 and encodes 1468 amino acids. The transcript is spliced from 27 exons.
CUCGGUUUCUAUACCUGGAGUCUACGCUGUGAUCCGGCGGUGACCGCGGGCUCGGGCUGAUUGACGGGGAUAUAUUUAAGAGUGUUCACAGAAUUAUUAGAUGGCGUUUGUGGUUAAGAUGUAAAGGGAAGUUCCGUUCUUUGUUCAUCUGUUAUGUGAUUUUCGUUCCAAGUGGAUCUACCGGCGUCUGACUCAGGUGUAUACCUCCCUCUACAUCCCUUGAACAUAGCGUCAUCGAACUGCAUCACCUCCAUGCUCCCCAUCCCCUGCCACGGUCACCCAGCAACUCUUCUCUGUCCACAGUAAGGAUGUGCAUGUGAUACCCAUUGACAAGGGACGCCUCUACAGUGUGGGUUGCUGGCCAGGAGUGGGGUCGACUUUGUUCUAACGAGGCUGAAGGAGGGAAGGAGAGCUGGAGAGCAAGGUGGUUAUGGGAGGAAGAGGAACCAACUUGGGUCUCGGUUUAAAGUGUGCAAACUUGAGGUUGUCCUGACUCGAGAGGAAGACGAAGAACUUGAGUUUGAGCUUGUUUUGAAGACAGAAGUACGAAUUUGUUUUCAAUGAGGAGAAUCAUAAGCUGUUCUUGUUUCCCCGGACAUUUGACAGCCUUUCUAGACGUGGGAGGGAAGUGAAAUAUUAUCUUAUCGAGCACAAGAACCUCUCUCGAAGGUCUUAGUGGAAGCCGAAUCUGAACCUUGUGUUCAUAGAUCAGUAUACCCAAAGAAAACCAGAUCUAAGGAGAAAGAAAAUUGCCUAAACAACUACAUGUCCAUAACGUAACUACAGCGAAAGGACGCCCCUGAGGUAGUUCUUGUUAGAGAAAAAAGGAAUUGAAGUCGGCACCGCCAUGUUCACCUGGGACGCGGGAGUUCGAGCCCUCAACCAUGGGACCAAAGAUGAACUGCAAAUCAUAGGCUGGCAGCCAGACUUGCGGAAGAUGUUGCUCACCGCUCUGCUGACCGUGCUGACGGGCGGGUUGCUGCUGAUCCUUAUAACGUGGCGUCCAUCCAUCAAGCUGUGGCUGACUCACAGGAGGUGCGAUGACAGCGAGGCAAAGCGAUUACUUGUUAAGGACAUGUACGACCAGCUGUGGGAGGAGGAGGUGGUCCGGGAGGAGGUGCAGACGGAGGACCAAAAGGGCACACAGUCCCGAGUAUAUUUCAUUAACAAGAAGAUCAAGUACGUGUGGGACGAGGCGACGUGUACCUUCGUCAGGCUGAGGCCUCUAGAGCACGGGACGACCUUCAACACCUUCCACAGGCAGUCAGAAGGUCUCAGCGAACCCACAGCGAAAGCCAGAAAGGCCCUGUUCGGCGAGAACUUUAUGAAGAUCGAGAUUCUGUCCAUCUGGCAACUAAUCGUCCAACAGACUUACAUUCCGCUCUACAUGUUCCAACUGUUCGCUGUUAUGAUAUGGUGUUUACAAGGCUAUUAUAUGAAAGGUCUGGGUCUCCUGUCACUGGCCAUAUUAUCAUUUACAUACUUGCUGUACAGAAUAAUUCAGCAAAGUCGCGCCCUGAGGAAGACGGUAACAUCACAGUCACAGGUUACGGUGCUGAGGGAUGGACAAAAGAUCUCGCUCUCGUCGCGGGAACUCGUACCCGGCGACGUGAUGCUCAUCGCCGACGGACUGGGUCGCAUGGAGGUGGACGCGGUCGUGCUCCAGGGCAGUGUGGUCGUGAAUGAGGCCAUGCUGACGGGGGAGUCGGUGCCCAUUACGAAGGUUGCCAUACCCAAGGAAAACGACACGAUGUUUUGCGAGGAGGAACACAAGCGCCAUUUUCUGUACAGCGGGACCGAGGUGCUCCAGGUGCGAGGCGGUCGGGAACUUCCGGUGCUGGUCGUUAAUACAGGGUUCUACACCGCGAGGGGAGAGCUGGUCAGGUCCAUCUUGUUCCCGAAGCCCAUCGAGCAUCACUUCUACGGCGACUUCCUGAAGCUGCUCGGGGUGUUCCUCCUGAUCGGUCUGGGCGCCAUGGUGUGGAGCUUCUUCCAGUGGUCGAAGCUCAGGGGCUCCUGGGACGUGGUCUUCCUGUCGCUGGACCUCGUGACGUUCGUGGUGCCGUCCGUGCUGCCCGCCACCAUCACCGCCAUCAACGCCUGCACGCAACAGAGGCUCAAGAGGAAGGACGUCUUCUGCCUCUCCUCGAACUACAUCUCGCUCUCGGGCUCCGUCGAUACCGUGUGUUUUGAUAAGACGGGAACCCUGACGGAGGACGACCUUGCUCUCGCCGGCGUCAUCCCUUGCACCGAGGGGGACAUGGGCUCUCCUGUCGAAGACGUGUCCCAACUGGAGGUCGAGCAGCCGCUGACGAGGGCGCUGGCCACGUGUCACUCCCUCACCUCCAUCAACGGGAAACUGGUCGGUUAUCCAAUUGACACCAAGAUAUUCAGCGGCAUCGGAUGGAACCUGCUGGAGUCGGACCCCGCGGUGAACCAGGACUACGGCAUGGUGACGCUGGUGCGGGUGCAGCCUCCGCCGGGCGAGCGCGUGCUGCCCGAGGACCACGAGGUCGCCGUGCUCAAGACCUUCCCCUUCGAGGCCAAGGAGCAGCGCACCACGGUCAUUGUGCGCCGGAAGGGCUUCCCCGCCUGCGAAGUCUUCAUCAAGGGCGCGCCCGAGAAGGUGGCGUCGCUCUGCCGCCCCGACACAGUUCCAGGAAUCACCGAGGCGGCCUUAGAGUGGUACACGAGGCAAGGACUCCGGGUCGUCGCCGUCGCAGGGAAAACUCUUCAGGGAGGACUCGACCGGGUGGAUCUGACGCCCCGGGAAGAUCUCGAGGAGGGCGCCAUGUUCCUGGGGCUGGUGCUCCUGCAGAACAAACUGAAGGUCGAGACGGCACCUGUCCUGGCUGUGCUCCACCAGGCAGACAUCACUACAGUCAUGAUCACAGGCGACAACCUCCUGACGGCGCUGAGCGUGGCCCGCCAGAGUGGCCUCGUGUCCUCCGGCCGCCAGAUGAUCGUCGUGAAGGCUCAGGUAGCAGCGGCGUCUGCGAAGGCAGCUCAGCACCUCAAGGUCUAUUACUUCGAUGCUGAUUACGAAGGCGGAUUGCGCAAUCAGAGGAGCGUCAUCUCCGUCCGCAACGACAACUACGUCCUGGCCACCGACGGGGAGAGUUUCGACCUGAUCUACCGAGGGCUGGACAAGGAUCUCUUCCAGCGCCUCGUGCACAAGGGCAGGGUCUUCGCCAGGAUGAAGCCGGAGCAGAAAAUCACGGUGGUUGAGGCUCUGCAGGAUCUCGGCCAUCAAGUCGCCAUGUGCGGGGACGGCUGCAACGACUGCGGCGCCCUCAAGGUGGCUCACACGGGCAUCUCCCUCUCGUCUGCCGAAGCCUCCGUGGCCGCGCCCUUCACCUCGCGUCGUCAGGAUAUCACGUGCGUCCCCACUCUCCUCCUGGAAGGCAGAGCCACUCUCGUCUCCAUCUUCGCCGCCUUCAAGUACAACGUCGCGUCCAUGUUCGGCGCUCUCGUCUGCGUCGUCUUCCAUUUCUCGAUCUUCACGGAGCCCUCAGACGAACAGUACGUGACCAUGGACCUCGUGUUGGCCACAAUCCCGGUGCUGGUGAUGGGCUACACGGGCCCCACCGACCGCCUCGUGCCCCGCCCCCCGACUAGGCGGAUUCUCACCUUCCUCCCCGCGGCCUCGAUCUUUUCCUUUCUCAUCUUCCAGACUAUUAUUUAUUGGCUCCUGCUGCUCUACCUCCGCGUGCAACCAUGGUUUGUCGAGUUUGUCCCGCCCGAGCAGAUAGAGUUCGAAGCUCCGCCAAAACCCAGCUUUGAAAACACGGAACUCAUCAUCGUCAAUUACUAUACUUACGUCAUCUGCGCUUUAGUAUUCUCGCAUGGGUCGCCUUACCGGAAGCCUAUCUAUACCAACUACAUCUUGACAGCGUACCUUCUGGCCUCGACGGUGCUGUGCAUCUUCAUCAACUUCUACAAGGGAGAAUGGAUGAUCACUUUGCUCAAUUUCAAGGUCAUUCCAUCCGCCAGCUUCUCCGCCAUGAUUUUCCUCGUCGUCAUCAUCUACGGCGCCGUGACUUUCAUAUGGGAGCACUUUUGGUUAUACGGAGUGAUCCAAAACCGCGUGAUGCCCUGGCUGGAGAGGACCUGCGGACCGCGAUCUCCCCACGCCAAGCUCGAGGCCGAACUCAAAGACAUCAAGAGCUGGCCGCCUUUGACAGAGCCUCCGGACAUCGACGCGGGGAACGAAGCAGAAGGCGUUGAGGGAGACGAAACGGUGGAGUCGGAAACUCUGGAAAAGGACGAGGCCGCCCUCCUUAUCAGAAAGCUCACGCGGAGGCACCGAUUCAAAGCGACCGUCAAAUACCACAACGAAGUCAAGCCAGGUCAGUCCUCCCCUAUCGAUGUGCCCGAACAACCCACCUUUGCCAUGACGCCCAAACCGCCGCCGUUGGACUCCGAUGAGGAAUCGAGUCCCAUUCCGGCGACCCUGGAGACUGGUUUUCCGGCAGAGAGUGCCGACUACAGGGUGCCCUGGGACAGUCAACACGGCGAAGGAAGUAGAUUCAUGUUCAACCACAGUGUGAGGCAUCAAAUCUUGAAGGGAACAAAAGGUGGAUUUAGCACCUUUAAGGGUAGUGUUAAGAAGCACAAUAAUAGGGGGGACAUUGAGGAUGCAGAACCUUAUGAGGUGAUUAGUCUGACUGAUCGAUCAUCAGUAGAGCAAAGUAAUGUCAAUGGAGGAGAAGAGAUCUAUGCAACAAUAUCGGAGACUUAUAGUGGAGAUUUGCAGAAAAGUGAAGAUACUGAACAGGAUGAUGAAAGCCACUACCAGGACCCUGUGCAAGAACAAGCACCAGCUCCACACGAAAAAUUGGACAGCCUCAGGAGGAGGACGGAGAGACAGAAAAGUGAGAUGGAUGAUGUUUUUAAUUAUGUAGAUGAGCUUGAGUUUAAUGACGAUAUAGCAGAAAGGAGAGUGAAAUUUGCAGAUUCUGAAGAUGAAGAAAAUUCAAGCUUGCUAGAAAGUAUGACAGCUGCCUGGAAUCGCAUAUCCAGAGCAUCACUUGCACUUGGCAGCCACAUGGAUGAUAUGAGCACUACACACCCCAUUCCUGAAGAAGCUUCUUGGCCUGGACAUCCACAGUUAUUAUAUGAUGUACCAGGACCACCAAGACCUGUUGAGAGCCACCUCUCCCAUGGAAACAAAGAACGAGGAGCUUCUGUCGAGAAUUACCAUGUUUUAACUCUUCCCCAUGAACAAGGAGAAGGCAGAGAGAGUAAUGCUUGAAGUGUUCCAAUCUCCAAAAUGAGAAGUUGAGUGCAAUUCGUGUAUAAAUUUGUGACUCUAUUUCUGUAUAUUUAAUCUUUAUACUGUUGAGAAAAUUAAUAUUCUUGAUAUCGUGUAAGCAGAAAAAGUACCAAUAUACUUGUGUUCUUUUAUGUUAUUGCACAAAAGUAUUUUGUAAAUUAAUUUCAGUGACUGUGUAUUUAUUUAAAAGUGCAGACUUGUCUAUAAUACAAAAGCCUUGUUAUGUUUGUAUAAAUAAUAGAAUGCAAAUUUAAACAAAGGUAGAAAUACAUAAAUGAGUAUAGGAAACGUCUAAAGUUGUGGAACUUUAAAACAGCAUAAAGUCAGAUCAAUAUAUAUAUAUGAAUACUCAAUUUGAUUAUCAUGUUUGACCCUACUGCACCAAGUAUUAACAAUAUUCAUACUUCCAUAUGCAUUUAAAAUCAAAGGAAUGACUGUGUGAAUGAAAUAUAACUGAUAUCCUUAUGCAGCUACUUGCAGAUACUAUAUUAUGUGAAAUGUUUUGCACAGCACAAUGUUCAGGCAUGUCAUAUGUAACUAUUCAUGUUCAAGACAUGUGUAGUUUUUUUAAGAUUUUCAAUAGUAUAUAAUUUGAGAAGCCAGUGUUCUAAAUAUGUAAUACAGUACCCAGUUGUGACAGACAAAAAAUAUAUUAGCUUAUGUUAAACAUUGAUGCAUUCAUUAUAUUAUGUGUAUUAUGAUGAUGCAACAAAAAGGGAUUUUAUAAUAUAAAAUACAAGUCCUCAAAAAAAUUGUUUCCCUUGUAUAUUGUAUAAUUGCACAUGUGUUAUGGUGUGUUUGGGAUACAUCUGGGUUUUCUGUUACCAUGUAUGUCUCAAUGUUAGGAUGUUUUCUUUGUUUUUCUAAUUCUAAGCAAUGGAUAUUGUUAGCAGAGAUAAAAGUUAUAUAAUGCUUGUAAAUAUUCUGGUGUAGAAGUUAUAUGAAAGGUGAAAAACUGAAAGCAUUUUUUGCUAGUGUCUUUUUUUUUGUUAAUUUUCUUUGGCAUUUAAGUAGAAAAAGAAAAAUGUAAUUUAGGAAGUUAGGUGAGCAUUACCAGACAAUUCACAGCGUAAUUAAUGAAGAAUAAUGUAUUCCAUUUGAGUUAACUUGUUUCAUUUAGCAAAAUUACUCUGAAAAAUUCUAUAAAUGCAAAAUUUGUUAUAAAAAUGUUUGAUCUCUUAUGGUUAUAAUUCCUUGUUAGAAUAAUUUUUCACAUAUGCAAUAAAAAGUUCUUGAUAUAGAGCACACUUUUA